AUGGAGAAUGGGCGAGGUACCAGCGGACAUGCCGCUAGGUAUCGGCGGGUAUAUGGCUUCUUUGGGUUCAACCGGGGGUAUAAUUUCCCGCUGUGGGUGAUUUUCGCCGGAGGCAUGCUCGGCUUCUCACUGUCGCGCCUCAAAGACCUCGACUACGACGGCCAUUUCAAGCACAGCUUUGCUCUCGUCCCGGGGUACUGGUACUAUUUCCACGCGGGCGCCUACCGCUACGGGAUGCUGAUCCAUCUGGCGUGUAUCUUGCCCGCAGGCAUACUCAUGGUACUUCAGUUCACGCCGGUGCUGCGCCACAAGUUCCUCAUGUUCCACCGCGUAAACGGGUAUGUCGUCUUACUCCUCUGUCUCAUCAGCAACGCCGCGGCUUUCGUCGUCAUCCGGCACAAGGCCGGCGGGAACCGCACGACGAGCCACGCCGUCGAGACGCUCAUGGGUAUCUCGACGACUAUCGGUAUAGUACUCGCCUGGUGGAACAUCCGCUGCAAGCAGGUCGACCAGCACCGCGCUUGGAUGCUGCGCACCAUGUUCUACAUGGGCGUUACGAUUUCAGCGCGCCUCAUCAACCUCGGUGCCAGCCAGAUUACUACCCGCCUCGGCAACUACUGGGCUGUGUGGAUGUGCGACGAGAUUGGGUUUCUGUACAAGAACUACGAUUUGCCGUUUCCAAGUCAGACUUAUCCAGGGUGCUUUUUGCCAAAUGGAGACUUGGACCGCUGGAAGCGCGUUGUGGUCAAGGCGGCUGAGACGCCGGGACAGCUGGAGCAGCUGGGCGCGAGCUAUGUGCUUUCGUUCGGAACGAUGCUCUGGGUAUGCCUCUUUCUGCACGUCGUAGGCGUCGAGGUCUAUCUUCGCAUGACGCCGAGGGAGACGGAGAGGCUGCGACGUGUGAGCUACGAGAAGCAAUUGGAGGCUGGGUAUCGUAACCCUGGUAGUGCGGGAUUGGUCUUGGAUAAAUGGGGGGAUGCAGAUGCUUGGAGUCCUAGUCGGUAG
Messenger RNA from Exserohilum turcica Et28A, 1005 nucleotides. RefSeq lists its product as uncharacterized. Lineage: Eukaryota; Fungi; Ascomycota; Dothideomycetes; Pleosporales; Pleosporaceae. The record is from RefSeq and is a predicted model, not a curated record. The transcript has 4 exons. The coding region runs from base 1 to 1005 and encodes 334 amino acids.